Messenger RNA from Lactuca saligna, 1911 nucleotides. The record is from the annotation of a GenBank genome assembly. Lineage: Eukaryota; Viridiplantae; Streptophyta; Magnoliopsida; Asterales; Asteraceae.
UGUAAUUUACAACUGAGCCGCCUAACAAUUACAAAUAGGUACCCUAAAAUUAGAUUUAUUUACCUUAUUCGGUUACCUUUGUUGCUUUCAUCUUCCCGCCCCUCCCCCUCUGCUCCGGUUUAACAGAAACGCCGAUCAUGGUGUCGCCGCACGGAAUCAAACUGGCGGUGCAUCUCAUCUCCGCUUACUUCGGCGAUAUCGUUUCUAAAGUAUGCGAAUGUCUUCUACGUAAAGGAACACUAUCACUACAGCAAGUGCUACGAUUCACAGAACUCAAUAAAGAAAAUGCUACCAACGCUUUACUUGUGUUGAUUCAGCAUAAUUGCGUUCAAGCCUUCAGCAUUGAACAACAAGGUGGAUUUAUGGAACAACCAAAGAUGGUGACUCAUUAUAUGGCCUUACAUGACAACAUCAUCCACCUUAUGAGGUUCAGUAAGUUUUUGGCAAUCAUAUCAGAUGAAUUUGGACAAGAGUGCAUGGAGAUUUUUGAAGGAUUACUUCAACAUGGUAGGUUAUCAAUGAAUCAGAUCGUGGACAGGUAUAAAGAUAAGCAUAAGUCACAUACAAGUGAAGAAAAUAGCACUGCUGCUAAUGUGGCACAUGAAAACUUCAAUAAACUUGCUCAGGCACACUAUAUUGAAAGAUGCCCUGCUCGUGAACCAUAUCUUGAAUCAGAAAAAGAAGAUGAUACUGCUGGAAAGAAAAAAAUUGCCAAGUCUAAGAUGAAUGAUCCAUCACAAACCCUUGAAGCACGUGCAUUAGCUGCUGCAACUCCUAUGGAAUCAAUAAGAUUUUUAGUUGAAGCAGAUACAUUUACCAAUGUUGCGCCUGAUGAAAAUACCAAAAAAACAUCUACUACAGAAAUAGUCGGAGAAAAGCGCAAGAAAAAUUUCUUGGAACCUGAAAAUAAAGAAAUCCUUUGGCGCGUCAAUUUUGAGGAAUUUGUACGACACUUUCGCCACAAGUGUUGUAUUACCCAUGUGACAAGAUGUAUGGAUAAUGUAGCCGGCAUUGUUCUAAGUGCAAUUUUUGAGGCAACUAGAAGAGAUGAAACUAAAGUGAAAAUGGAAAAAACAGUUCCUCUUCCCAUGGAUAGAAUAUAUGAGGAAGCAAUAAAAAGGGAAGAAGGUCGAAGUUUGAGUUUAGAGCGUGUUAGGGAUUCACUUCUCCAAUUGGGAUGUGAAGUCGCCAUAAUUGGGAUAGAUGAAACAUAUAGUAUUGAUUUGAAGAAGAUCAUUGAUGAGGCUCAAGCUCAGGAGGUUGAAUCUGUUGUGCUGAAAAAAUAUGGCAGGGAGGCUUAUAGGAUAUUUAGAUUAUUAUUACAAUCCAAAAGGCUAUGUGAAACUGAUCAGGGCAAAUUGCAGAGAAUAGCAACCGACUUUCCUCUAUGGGCAAUGUACUUUAUUCAGUUAUUUAUAUGGAUGGCUACAUUUGUUGAUAAGAAAGAUGCGUUGAAGAUUCUAUUUCAGCUAUGGAACGACGAUAUGUUGCAUAUGGAGAGAGUUGCAAAUGAAGGACAGAAGUUGGAAAGUUUGUGUUGGAAGUUGAUUAAGGUUUCUGUUUGGGAACAAGUUUUAGAUGACAUGUAUCAUGCUGCACUCAACUUAAAGCUUCGCCUUGUUCAUGAGCUUGAACAAGCAAAACAAAUCCUUCGUAAAGGAAAGAGUGUAGGAGACAAAGUGUUGGAAAAACGCAAGAAGGUUGGAGAAAAAUGGGAGGUUCUAGAUUCUUCUCUCAUGAUUCUUGAUGAUGCGAUUAUGCAAUUUCAUGACUUUUAAAGUAGGCUACUCUAGUAUUAUUGUUCUUAAUUUUUUUUAAACCAUCUUGAAUAAGAAACUUGGAUACAAGUGCUUUCUGGUAUUUCGUUGAAGAAUUUUAUUAUCGAUAUAAUAACUAUGAACUAUAAGUCCC